Trichoderma harzianum CBS 226.95 is the source of this 906-nucleotide messenger RNA. RefSeq lists its product as hypothetical. Lineage: Eukaryota; Fungi; Ascomycota; Sordariomycetes; Hypocreales; Hypocreaceae. The transcript has 4 exons. The record is from RefSeq and is a predicted model, not a curated record. The coding region runs from base 256 to 753 and encodes 165 amino acids.
CGGCGGGGAAGCUUCGUAAUUCUGCCGAGGAGAUAACACACUUGAGAAUUUAUUAUAAAAAGAAACGAAGACAAAGCACGCUGCUGGUAUAUAUUUCUUCAUACUUCAAGCCACCAUCGUCCCCCGCCCCCUAAGAGUUCUACUUGUUUCCCAAAGCCUUGUGUCCAGUCCUCGUUUUCAGGAUCUCAGCCUAACCUAGACCGCCCAACUUCGAAAGCGGCCACAAACAUCACAGAUUGAUACCCCCGAUACAAGAUGAGCGGCGAAAAUAAGGCAUUCUUCUAUGGGACUUUGAUGGCCCCAGAGGUCUUUUUCAGCGUUUGUUAUGGUGAAAAGCAGCCGCCUCAGGCAAUCCAAGACCUCCAUACAUUCACUCCAGCCAUUCUAGAUGGUUACUGUCGCCACAGAGUUCAAUAUGCAGACUAUCCAGCCAUUGUUGCAGAGGAAGGCCACUGCGUGCGAGGCAUGUACGCGACUGGAUUAACGGAGGCCAACAUGCAAAAACUGGACAUUUUUGAGGGAAGCGAGUAUAAGCGGAUCAACACCAGGGUAAAGCUACUGAAGCUGGAAGGCGAAAAGGAAGUUGAGGGAGAAGUGAAGGAGGCAUCCGUUUACGUGUUUCUCAACGCCAAUGACCUUGAGAAACGCGAAUGGGACUUUGAAGAGUUCCGCCAACAGAAAAUGCAGAUGUGGACACGAGGUGACUGGGCAUUCACAGAUGGUGACCAGCCAGCCCAGGUUGAGAGCGCUUAAACGUCGAUGCUUGCAUGCAUGCAUGCUGCGCCAGUGCAUGCACACGCGUGAGAGAUACUAAAGGUACAUUUCUAGUGACUAGGUAGAGAGACAUGGAAUGGGCGGCUUAGAGAAGACAAUAUAAAUUAUAUAGACACUUAAACUGUCCUCUAG